This is a messenger RNA of Suricata suricatta (meerkat), 2856 nucleotides long. It is a transcript of the gene SPARCL1, whose product is annotated as SPARC like 1. Gene Ontology annotation, molecular function: extracellular matrix binding; calcium ion binding; collagen binding. Gene Ontology annotation, biological process: signal transduction; anatomical structure development. The record is from RefSeq and is a predicted model, not a curated record. Lineage: Eukaryota; Metazoa; Chordata; Mammalia; Carnivora; Herpestidae. Bases 423 to 2420 code for a protein of 665 amino acids. The transcript has 12 exons.
CGGCAGAAUGAGCUCUUCCCCUGUUGGCUUGCACUGCCUCGGAAGCUCCUGGCGCCCUCAGAGAGGCCAGCCUGCCGGGGAGCUGCCGGAAUCUGCAACAAAAACGAUGACAGCCUAAAAUACCCCCAGUGCCAACCUCCACAUUUGUCUGUCACCUCAGACCCUGAGAAGUUGACAGAGCAGCAGAAUUUCAACUCCAACAGACUCAAAUGUGUGCCUGGGCAGAGAAGCAGAGCUAAUGAGGGAAGAGAUUUUUUAGGGUAUUGGGUAUCUGACAAAGUUUUAUUUCCUGGUUGAGUACAGAGAGAAGAUUCAACUUCAGUUUUGUAUCAAGGCUCUGGGUCCAGCCACCUACCUGAAGGUAGAAGGGUAUAUGGUGUGUCUUUCACAGUUUGUUGGACUUUCGACAAGGCCUCGAAAGCAUGAAGACUGUACUUUUUCUCCUGUACGUUUUGGGAACGGCAGCAGCAAUACCGACAAAUGCAAGGUUCCUCUCUGAUCAUCCCAAACCAACUGCUGAUUCCUUGAGUUCCAUCCAACAGGCUGAAAUGUUAGUAACACCUAACAACACUGCAAUCCCCAUGUUAAGGGUUGAAGAUGCAGAAAAUGAAAAGGAAAUUGUAGUGCCUGUAGAAGACCAUCCCAACCAUAAGGCUGAAAAAUCUUCAGUACUAAAGCCAAAGGAGGAAAACCAGGACCAGUCAGCAGAUCAGGACCAGAGUUAUAGCCAAGAGCUCGGAUUACAAGAUGAAGAGGAGAGUGAAAGUGAGGAUCUGGAGUAUACACCAACUGAAGGUACAUUGGACAUAAAAGAAGAUACGAAUGGGCCUCAAAAGAAAAAACUCUCAGAGAACAUUGAUUUCCUUGCUCCUAAUAUUAGUUCCAUUGUAGAUCCUAACCAACAAGAAAGCAUCACAAAAACAGGAAAACGACAAGAACAACCAAUAAGUGAUUUACAUCCUCAGUUGAACAGGAGCAACAAACUUAGCCAAGAUGUAAGUGAUCCAGGAAACCAAGAGCAGGAUCCAAAUAUCCCCAAUGGAGAAGAGGAAGAGGAAGAAGAGCCAGGUGAAGUCAGUGCCCACAACAAUAAUGAAGAAAGGGAGAGAGAAUUUCCCAAGGAACAUUCUAACACCAAGGAAGAUGAAAAUAGUACCCAAUCUGAUGAUGUUCUGGAAGAAUCCAGUCAACCAACUCAAGUAAGCAAAAUGCAGAAAGAUGAAUCUGAUCAGGAUAACCAAGAACAAGAAGAGGAUAGUUCCAAUGCAGAAAUGGAAGAGGAAAAUGCAUCAAAAAUUAAUAAGCACAACCAAGAUGGCGAAUGGCAGAGCCAAGAGGAAAAACCUGAAGUUAUCAGCAACCAUGAGGAGAUGGAUAAAAAGACUGUUUCUGAGGCUUUGCUCGUGGAGCCUACUGCUGAUCAUAACACCAUGCCCAGAAAUCAUGGGGCAAAUGAUGAUGGUGAUGAUGGUCCCAGACACGAUGCAACUGAUGACUAUGAAUUCAUCCCAAGUGAGGCCUUCCUGGAGGCUGAAAGAUCUCAGUCCAUUUACUAUCACCUCAAAUAUGAAGAGGAAAGAGAAAAACAAAGAGCACAUGAAAAUGGGAAUGUAGAUGCCAGUGAACCUGGAGAAUACCAAAGGGCCAAGAAAGCAGAGAGCCCACCAACUGAAGGUAAAAGUUCAUAUGAAGACAACAGAAUGGUGCAUGGUACUGAUUCCUGCAUGAACUUCCAAUGUAAAAGAGGACACAUCUGUAAGGCUGACCAACAAGGAAAACCCCACUGUGUUUGCCAAGACUCAGUGACUUGUCCUCCUACAAAACCCCUUGACCAGGUUUGUGGCACUGACAAUCAGACCUACGCCAGUUCCUGUCAUCUGUUUGCUACCAAAUGUAAACUGGAGGGGACCAAAAAAGGGCACCAACUACAACUGGAUUAUUUUGGGGCCUGCAAAUCUAUUCCUAUUUGUACAGACUUUGAAGUGACUCAGUUUCCCUUAAGGAUGAGAGACUGGCUUAAGAAUAUUCUCAUGCAGCUUUAUGAGCCAAACCCUGAACACGGCGGAUAUCUAAAUGAGAAGCAGAGAAAUAAAGUCAAGAAAAUUUACCUGGAUGAAAAGAGGCUCUUGGCUGGGGACCAUUCCAUUGACCUUCUCUUAAGAGACUUCAAGAAAAACUACCACAUGUAUGUGUAUCCUGUGCAUUGGCAGUUUGGUGAACUUGACCAACAUCCUAUGGAUAGAGUCUUAACCCAUUCCGAGCUUGCUCCUUUGCGAGCAUCUCUGGUGCCCAUGGAACACUGCAUAACUCGCUUCUUUGAGGAGUGUGAUCCCAACAAGGAUAAGCACAUCACCCUGAAGGAGUGGGGCCACUGCUUUGGAAUUAAAGAAGAAGACAUAGAUGAAAAUCUCCUGUUUUGAAUUAAGAUUUGAAAGAAUUCAAACAUUCCAGCAUCCUCCUCUGUCCUGACCACUCCUGAAAAUAUCUACAGCCAUGAUACUUAUAGAUUUAUAGUUAGCAAAACUUUUGCAUGUGUGAGAUGACAAUAAGAGUAAUGGCUUGCUAACAGCGUACGCACUAAGCAUUUAACAUUAACUUUGGAAACAAAACUUUAAAAUUAAAUAAAGUCAGCAUAUGCAAAAUCCAGUGUGCUAUUCAGGAACAGGAGUCUAACUCAUCCCUCUCUACAUCUGUUUAUGAGAUACUUCCUAAUUAUGAAACUUGAAGAAAAUACUGCAUUCAUUUUGUUCAUAAUAUCGUGCACACCUCAAGAAAAUGGAAUAAUGCUCUUUUGUCAUUAAUGUGCAUUAUUUUCAGUAUCUUAAUAUCCUAAUAAAAAUCCCAAUGCUCACUCAA